AAAGAAGAGUCGGAAGAGGAAGCAGAAGUACAGCCGAAAAAGAAGUCCCGUGGACGUCCUUCUAAGAAGGCCAAAGAGGAAUCCGAUGAAGACCAGUACAAGGAUGUACCUGAAGAUGAAGACGAUAAGGACGAUGAGGAUGAAGAUGAUGACGAUGACGGACCAAGAAAAGUUGAGAUCAUCCCGUUGGAGAAGCUGAGAGAUACGGGAGGCGUAGAAUACGAAGAUCACAAGGUGCACAACAACACCAUGCUGUUUCUGCGGGACUUGAAGGCGAACAACAAGAGGCCGUGGCUGAAAGCACACGAUGGAGAGUACAGGAGAGCGUUGAAAGACUGGCAGUCGUUUGUCGAAACAACAACGCAGACUCUCAUCGAGGUCGAUGAGACUAUCCCUGAAUUGCCCGCAAAGGACGUCAUCUUUCGCAUUCACCGUGAUAUUCGCUUCAGCAAAGAUCCUACCCCGUACAAGCCUCACUUCUCCGCUGCUUGGUCCCGCACAGGUCGUAAAGGCCCCUACGCGGUGUAUUACAUCCACUGCGAGCCCAAGGCGACCUUCAUCGGCGGCGGUCUCUGGCAUCCUGAGGCGGCGCACGUGGCAAAGCUGCGGCAGAGCAUCGACGAGACGCCCGAGAGGUGGCGACGAGCCUUUAACGAUGCGCUCUUCAAGAAGGAGUUUUUCCCUGCGGUAAAGGCCAAGGAUGGGGUCGAGGGCGUGGUUAAUGCUUUUGUGGGGAAGAAUCAAGAAAAUGCUCUGAAGAAGAAGCCAAUGGGCUACGAAGUCACACAUCGCGAUAUUGAACUCCUCAAGCUCCGAAAUUACACUGUCGGGACCAAGAUUGACCACGGAUUGUUGACUGGUGACGAUGCGCAAGCGAAACUCAAGGAGAUACUGAGAGGCCUGUCCCCUUUUGUUAAUUUUCUUAAUAGCAUUGUUAUGCCUGAUCCUAAUCUCGAUGACGACGAGAGCGACGACGAAGACGGCGACGGGGGCGAGGAUGAGCAUAGCGGUGGUGAAGAAGAAGACGAAUAAUGAGUCCGAGUGGCUGUUGAGUUCUGCGGCUUGGAUACCUAUCAUUUGGGGAAGUGAUGUAUCAUACAUGUUCAAAUGCAGGGAUGACGCUGCAUUUAUAUCUUAGAGGCAAUUGGGUAGAUGACUCAAUCUGACAAGCUGCAUGUUGUCUAAGCAACAAACCGGGCAAUUC
This is a messenger RNA of Trichoderma virens Gv29-8, 1204 nucleotides long. RefSeq lists its product as uncharacterized. The record is from RefSeq and is a predicted model, not a curated record. The coding region runs from base 250 to 1032 and encodes 260 amino acids. The transcript is spliced from 5 exons. NCBI's taxonomy places the organism in Eukaryota, Fungi, Ascomycota, Sordariomycetes, Hypocreales, Hypocreaceae.